Messenger RNA from Colletotrichum lupini, 4137 nucleotides. RefSeq lists its product as uncharacterized. The transcript has 18 exons. The record is from RefSeq and is a predicted model, not a curated record. NCBI's taxonomy places the organism in Eukaryota, Fungi, Ascomycota, Sordariomycetes, Glomerellales, Glomerellaceae. Bases 1 to 4137 code for a protein of 1378 amino acids. Gene Ontology annotation, molecular function: monooxygenase activity; heme binding; iron ion binding.
AUGUUCGCUCAGCUGUAUCAAGCCAUGAUCCAUGUAUUGAUUGGGCCCAUACAUAAUGAGGCGCUAAAACGACGCACUGUGCUCGAAUUCGGUCACCGUGUCCGCGAUCUGCACAUCCACCAUGGUCCCGAAGAUGACACCUUCGCGCUGCCGCCUAGACGAAGUCUGAACAUUACUUGUACAAACCUGGCCUCACUCUUGCUCCACUCUACCUCUAUUUGUGGCAUCAUCGCCAUCAGCGCGUCCUUCACAGUAGAGGAGCCCGGCGCGUCUUGUUGUUGCGCACUACUCGAUGCUCUGCAGCUUCACCUCAACGCCGCAAUCAUCAUGGCGUUGUCCGACUUGAGAAAUACUUUGCUUACUAGCGACAGCAAUGGCUUGUUGUGGUUCUUUCUCCUGGGCAUCGUCUUGCUUGUCGGCGGAAGCCAAGCGCGGACCAACCUUGAGAAUGCGGCACUCCCGAUCUUUUCCAUCUCGAUGGGUGGAUCCGAGAAGAUAUACAUCAUUACGGCGCCGCAGCUGAUCCAGGUUGCAAUGAAGAACAAAUCCUUGAAUCUUUACCCGGUGAUGGCGGAAUUCGCACAGAAGAUGGUCGGUCUAGGACCAAAUGUCAUGGACUUGUUCCACAAUCCACCAAGCGAUGGCUCUGUCUCGUGGAUUGAGGACCAACAUCCAUCUUUUGCGCCCCUGGCUCCUGGUCCUGAUCUACAGGAGAUGAACACCUACGUCCUAAACAAGAUCUCGGAGACCAUCAACUCCAUCGGACCUGAUUACGAGACCAAGAAGCUGUACAUGUGGUUCAGGGACUCCUUCACCAUGGCCACGGUUGGCUCCCUCUUCGGCGACAAGAACUCUUUGAUGCAGGAUCCGACCUUGAGCAAGAAUCUGUGGGACUAUGAUGGUGGCCAAGCGGAGUUACUCAUGAAACCGCUACCCUCUAUCACAGUAUCAAAGGCAUACAACGGCCGCGCCAAGGUGCAAAAGGCUCUUCGGAAAUACUUCCGCGAAGAUUAUGAUCACAUCACCGAUGCCAGCAGUGUCGUCAAGCGGCGCGUGGCAGUCAACCGAAAAUGGGGUCUGCCCAUUGACGACAUCGCAGACCACGAGUUCGGAAUGCUCUUUGUGAGCGUGACUAAUGCUAUUCCGACACUCUUCUGGAUGAUGUGUUAUGUGUUCCGCGAUGCCGAUCUUGUUGCCGACUUGCAAAAGGAGCUUCUUGCCCUUGCUGUGAUCCAGCAGCAAGACAGCGAUGCUAGCGGGAGCCGCCCGUCUCGGAAGUGUACUUUCACCGUUGCCAAGUUCCGUACAGAAUGCCCCUUGCUGGUGUCUACUUACAAGGAAGUCAUGCGCCUGACAAAUCGCUCGACGGGUACACGCCGUGUCGUGGAGGACACAUUGAUCAGCUACACACCACCCGGAGAAGGCGGCGAAACAAAGACCUACCUGCUCAAGAAGGGUGCAAACAUUCAAAUCCCUGCCAUCAUCACCAACUUUGGCCCCGACGCGUGGGGCGAGAAUGCACACGAAUUCAAUCCGCGGCGGUUCAUGACCGCAGACAGAGAACGAGAGCGGGCGCAAAACCGCGCCUUUAACCCUUUCGGUGGCGGUAAACACCUUUGUCCCGGACGUUUCUUUGCCGACGCGGAAAUAUUGGGGGCGAUGGCUGCGUUGGUGCUAGGAUUCGAGAUUGAAACUCCGGCUGGUGACAGGAUCGAAGUUCCGCAGAUCAAUAACAAUCUGGCUGAGGCUGUUGGAAAACCCUUAACGAGCGUUCAGGAGAACAUGCUUGCGAGGAUUCGGCGGAGGCCAGGCUGGGAGGAUGUGGAGUGGGCGUAUAUCGCGAACAACUUUGUUGUAGUUCUUCGCAAUAUGAGGCCGUUGCGGUCCCGGGCCGGCGUCAUUCGCGGAAAGCCGGUGAGGGAUUCACACUUCCUCUUCGUUUGCCAACAACUCGACGUUCCUUAUCACUUUGCAGAAUCAAUGGUGCCAAACCCAAGCCAGGCACUUGCCGUCAUUCCGGGCGAUGCCCAGGGCCAGGUCAUAUUCUCAGAUGUCCCGCUCAGCUUCAUGAUGGGUGUCGACUCAAAGACCGGCAUCGUCGCAGAUGCACACCACCCCCUCCGCGGCACAUCUCUCAAAGACUCUGUCCUCGUCAUCCCUGCUGGUCGCGGAUCAUGUUCCGGCAGCAGCGCAAUCGCAGAGCUGAUACUUUGCGGCAAUGCACCCGCAGCCCUUAUCUUCAGGGACGUGGAGAUGAUUCUCACCCUGGGAGUUUUAGUUGCCGAGAAGAUGUUCGACAAGCGCAUUCCGAUUGUCUUCCUUUCAGACGCAUCGCACUUCGAAAUCUUCCGUCAAGCUUCGACAGUGCAAAUAAACGAAACGAGCUUGUUGGUUUCACCAGGCGGCCACAAGAUUGACUUGGUGCCACAAAGCGUAAAGGCGUUAGAGUUGAAUCCAACAGACAAAGCCAUCUUGUCUGGCGAGAGCGGCGAGGCUUCUCGUAUCGCAAUGGAAAUCAUCGUUAAGUACGCCACGAUACAGGGGGCACAACGCCUGAUUGAUGUUUCUCAAGUCCAUGUGGACGCUUGUGCCUACGUUGGCGAAAGCAGUCUCUUCGUCCCUGAGCGCCUGCUCUCCCUCGGAGGAAAGUUUGUCGUACCAUCGACCUGCAACUCCCUGAAUGUCGACCGGCAGAGGUGGAAGGAAUUGGGAGCCAACCCCGAGAUCUCUCAAAUAUCUGACAAGAUUGGAGACACGUAUCUCAAGCUGGGCGCCAAGAUGAGCUUCACCUGCGCUCCGUACUUGCUCGAGAGUAAGCCUAAAGCCGGAGAGCAAAAGUAUCCUGAUUAUAUGGACGUUUUCAUUGCAUUGACCGGAAGGGCUCCUUAUGCCGGGUGUCAUGUGCCAGAGGGCAGGAAGCCGGAAGUCACAAUCAAGAUCCCUGUUGUCAUUGGAAUGGAGACGACACGACCGACCGUAUCGGAUCUGAAGGCAUUCGGGGCGGGGUUCGCAACGAGUUCAUCUGCUCCCAUGUUUCACAUCAAUGGCAUCACGCCAGAGGCUGCAAGUUUCGAAGAUGCACUCACCACUCUAGAAACCAUCGAGGUGACAAUUCCUGAACUUCAGUUGGCCUGGAGACAGCUCAAUACGGCUACGGACCCUUCUGUCGAUAUCGUCUCCCUAGGAAAUCCGCACUUUUCCCUAGAAGAAUUCUCACAACUUGCCGAAGUGUGCCGCGGCAGACACAAGUCACCUAAUGUCGAAGUCAUGAUCACCACUGGCCAUGAAACAUACACAGAGGCCCUGAAACUCGGCUAUCUAGACGUUAUCGAGAACUUCGGUGCCCGGCUGAUAACGGAUACGUGUUGGUGCAUGAUAGAGGAGCCGGUCGUUCCUCUGAAAGCAAGAAACGCUAUGACAAACUCUGCCAAAUAUGCUCACUACGGCCCGGGGAUUGUGGGUAAGAAGUUUCACUUUGGAGAUGUUGUCGCGUGCAUCAAGGCGGCAAGUAGAGGCCAUAGACAUGAAGACGAGAUGAGCCCGCGGUGGCUUUUCCGGUUGAACAACUGCAAAAUGAGCAAGUUGUCCUUGACGCCUUAUGUAUCAAUUCACUACCGAGAGCGUCAUACCCAAGAAAAGCACGAUGCGAACGGAACGAGGUCAAUGCUCUGGAUGUACGGCGUAACAAAUAACGAGAUUGUCAUCUAUGAAAUCAACGCGACUUGGCACUGGAUCUGUUGCGGGAAUGACGGACGACAUGUGAUCCAAGGCAGCAUUAUUCCUACAGGCCUUCAGAGGAGUUAUGAUGCAGGAUUCAAUUUUUUCGGUCGUGUUUAUCCAUCUCGCGCAGACGCUCCUUUGAGGCUGAGAUUCACCAGUUUAACGUCUGUCAUCUCGCGCAUCUUGGCUUUCCAGGCACCCGAGUUUCAACUCAACAAUAUCGAUCUUGGCUGUGUUCUCAGCGGCCGUCCCAACUUCAGCUUUCGCCAAUUCGAGCCCAAUGAAGCCUUGAAGGAUCUUCGAAGGACCAGAACCACGCGAUGGCAUGGAUCUGUUUCCGGAGAGAAGGAAUCAUCACCAGAGUCCAGCCCCUUUGGCCCGCUGUUGAGAACUUGCAACCCCACGAAGGCCAUCUAA